Molecule: messenger RNA, 1081 nt
Organism: Neocloeon triangulifer
Lineage: Eukaryota; Metazoa; Arthropoda; Insecta; Ephemeroptera; Baetidae
Product: EEF1A lysine methyltransferase 4-like
Exons: 3
Coding region: 165-773 (202 amino acids)
Molecular function (GO): S-adenosylmethionine-dependent methyltransferase activity
Source: RefSeq, a predicted model, not a curated record
CCCUUCAUGCUGAUCAGUCUGUUGAUUUGUAAACAUUGCUUUUAUUUACUGAAGUUUUUAAACUUUAAACAAGUACAUAUUAUUUUCUUAAUAGUGCCGAAAAUAACUAUUCAGAUUAUAUCAGAAGAACCAAAAAUUCAACCCUUUUCCGACCAACUUCAAUAAUGGACCUUCCACCUUCCAACGAGAGCUACAAGGACAUGAAUUACUGGAACGAGCGGUACAAGACCGAGGAAAAGUACGACUGGUUCAAAACGUACAAAGAUUUCGUCCACCUUCUGGAGGAGCACGUCAAGAAAUCGGACAGAAUCCUCAUGUUAGGCUGUGGAAACAGUUGUUUGAGUGAACAGAUGUUCAACGACGGAUUCAAACACAUCGUCAACGUGGACUUUUCCGACAUUGUUCUUAAGAAAAUGCGCCUCAAACUGCCGAGCAUGGAGUGGUUAACCAUGGACAUAAAACACUUGGCCUUCAUUGCUGGAAGUUUCGACGUGGUGAUUGAAAAAGGAACCCUGGACGCACUUCUCGUCGAAGAAGACGUUUGGCACAUUUCCGAAGAAGGGGCCGAAAUGAUGUCCCAAAUCGUUGAAAAUGUCAGACACGUUUUAACGCCGUCCGGGAAAUUUCUGUCGAUCACUUUCGCCCAACCUCAUUUUCGGAUGCCGCUGAUACGAAAAGAAUUUUGGGAUGUCAAGUAUGAAACUUUUGGAGACGGUUUCCACUACUUCUUCUACGUGGCCAAAAUGAAGCAAGAGGCGGAUGAAGAUAGAUGACGAUCUUUGAAAAAAAAACAUUGAUUUUUAAAUCAAGUUUGCUCAAAAACCUUUGAAAUUUAGGCAAUGUCGAAAGUUUUUAUCUUCAAUGGGACACCAAAUGAUUUUGUUCAUCAGUUUCCUGAAUCUAUUCGGAAUUAAUUAAUAUCUCAAGACUGACAAUCGUGCAUUUUAAAGGAAAUAACAGUUAACAUUUUAAUGUCAUAAGAGCAAAAAAUAUUGACCAAUUUUCUAAUUAUAAUUCUUAUAUGUUGAUCAUUAUAAUGUACUAUUUUACUUUUGAGUUUUAUAAUAAAGAUUAUAUUUUA